GUUCUGGACAGGGGAAGGUAGGAGAUGUGGGAAGAGGUUGUGUCUUAUGUGAGAAGAAUUUUUAGGAGAGUGAUAAGUAAGGAAGACAGUAUAGUGGAUAAGACCAUGGACUAGCAGGGACUAAACUGCUUGAGUGAAAACCUGGCUUUACUGCUAACUAGCUUCAUGACAUUUAACUCUUUUAGGCCUCAAUUUCGUCACCGGUAAGAUAGGUACAAUGAGAGUUCACAUACCUCAUCAGAUUGUUGCUAGGAUUAAGUGAGUUAAAUGUAUUAAGUCCUUAUGAGCAUUUGCCUGACACUCUCUUAGCUAUUACUGUUGAAGAGUGAGAAUAUAGACCUUCUGGCCCUGGAGGAGGAAGGGGGUGUUUUCUUUUCCCUCUGUAGCUUCUCCUACUAAGCUGGAGCCUGGUUUUGAACAGACCAAAUUGUUGAAGUUGUGAAAGUGUCUGUUUCCCUUCUCCCUCCCAGGGAAAAGACAUUUCUAACAUACAUUCCUAGAGUUUGUGACAAAUCCUCCUAAAAACUCUAGACAAAGUAGAAAUACUCCUCAGUCUCCUUUUGAUUGAACUAAACUGUCUGGCUUGCAUUCCAUGGCCUUGUUUGUAAACAUGGUAUACCUUGAGCUUAGAGUUACUGGAGCCACUGCCCGGCCUUCCACAUCAUCUCCAUUUCUGUGAAGCAUGAGCAUGAAGGCGAAAGAACUGAACUGUCUGUGUUUCUCUACCCCCAACACCCUGCUUCUCUAAGGAGAUGAAAAGGAAGAAGUAAAAGACCGAGGGGUAAGCAGAGGCAGAGCGAAGAGAGCCGGUUACUUCAACAGCUUCGUCCUGUCUGAACCUCCAGGACAGUCAGCCUUCUCUCUCUUGGUCACACCCACAGCUAUGACACCUGGCAGGGAAGAGGCACUCAACGCAGGUACCCCUGGGCAGCCAGUGCGCGGACAGCGCCUGCAAUGCCACCAUGCCCUGCGGCUUUCUCCCGCAGGGCUUCGCGGAGUCUCCCCACCUGGGGCCCAUGCUCUUCCUGCUGCUGCUGGCCGUGCACCUGGCUACCCCGAGCGGGAACCUGCUCAUCCUGGUGGCCGUGGCCUUAGUGCCCAGCCGGCCGCCCAUGCUACUCUUCCUGUGCCAGCUGUCAGCCAUCGAGCUCUGCUACAUGCUGGCAGUGGUGCCCCGCUUCCUGGCCCACCUGGCCUCGCCAGGCCGCGGCCGAGGCAGCCCCAUCUCCUUCCUGGGCUGCACUGUUCAGAUGCAGAUGUUUGUGGCUCUGGGCGGGGCCGAGUGCUUCCUGCUGGCCGCUAUGGCCUAUGACCGCUACGUGGCCAUCUGCCACCCGCUGCGCUACGCGGCUGAGGUGGCACCUGGGCUGUGCACGCGGCUGGCCCUGGCCUGCGGCUGCCUCGGGGGACUGGCGGUGUCCGUGGGGCUCACGGUGGCCGUCUUCAACCUGCCUUGCUUCGGUGACAUCACAGCGCUGCUGCACCUGGCCUGCACGCAGAGCUACGCGGAGGAGCUGCAUCUGCUGGGCGCCUGCCUGGUGUUGCUGCUGCGGCCCUCGCUGCUCAUCCUGGCCUUCCAUGGCGCCAUCGCCGCCGCCCUGAGCCACCUGCGCUCCCCACGCGGCAGGCGCAAGGCUGCCUCCACCUGUGCCUCGCACCUGGCCGUCACCUUCCUCCACUAUGGCUGCUCCACCUUCACGCACAUGCGGCCCAAGGCCAGCUACUCCCCAUGGCAGGAUCGCACGCUGGCGCUGGCCUACACCAACGUCACGCCGCUGCUCUACCUGCUCAUCUACAGCCUGCGCAACGGCAAAAUCAUGGCCGCCACCCGCUGGGUGCUGAACCCCAGGGCAGGAUCUGUGUGAGCCAUGAGAGCCGGCAGGGACCAGGCCAGGGGGGGCGGCUCUGCUCCCUAAAGUUCCCCCUAUCAGCAGGUGUCUGCACUGAGGACGCCACUGGGAGAGCUCAAGAACCGGAUUCAGAAGAGAGAAUCUGGAAAAGUGUCCCCCUAAGAGAGUCUCCCAACAGUUUCCCCAUCCUCCGCCAGUUCUGUGUGGAAUAGAACCCUAGACCUGAUCUGAGUGGAUCCAUCAGCACCUGUAGAGUUCUUCCCAUGUGCUGGGCUUGGGCAAGGUAGCAGGCUUGUAGUGACAAAGAAGGCACAACUCAUGCCCCAGGGAGCUCACGGGGAGAGAGGACAGAUGUGAGGAGAAAACAGGAGAUGGACGGAGGGGCUCAUGCUAGACUUUUCCAGGGGAGAGGGGAGUCAGGGAAAACUUCUUGGGGGGCAAAGAUGGCUCAGUGGAGAACUGUAGGAUGGGUAGAGGCCAGCCAAGUGAAGAGGAGAGUGAAGAAUGCUCUAAAUGGAACUGGUUAAACAGGGGCUGGGGCAUUUCGGGAAGGUCCUUGUAAAGGGCUGAAGGAUUUGAGUUCAUAGAGUGAUACGAUAGCUUGCCCCUCCUUGGGUGGUCACUCUGGCCACAGUGUGGCGAAUGGACUGGAGGCAUGGAGACCCAUGGACGCUGUUGCCAUAUUACAGGAGAGAGGUGAUGGAGUCUGGACCAGAGUGUUGACACAGCUGAUUAAGGGACAUGGGAAGAAUAAAGAGAUAUGCAGGAGGAGGAAACCACAGAAUCUUGGUUGGAUAUGAGGGCGAGGAAGAAAGAGAAGCUAAGGAUCAUUUCUAACCUAGGUCACCAGGUGGAUGGUGGUACAAUCGCUGAAAAGGACACAGGAGCAGGUGCAAGUGAGGAGGGAGGAGGAUGGGGACUUCUGCUUAGAACGUGUGGACUUGAGAUGCUGCCAGGACAAGCCAGCGAAGAUGGCGACUGAGGAAGCAAAUACACCAGUCUAGAGCUCAGGGGAGAGAUUCAAGAGGGGGGACAGAUUUGAGACUACAGACAGCUACUGAGACAAGGAAGUGAUGCCACCCACCAGAAAGCUAAUAAUUGCUCUUUAUGUGAUAAGAUUACAGGUGAUUUAUAUUUUAUUGAUUAUAUAUUUUCCAAAUUUCUCAUAAUCAUUUUCAGUGGAUAUUACUCUUAUAUAUAAAAAUUACUAUUUAAGACAAAUAAUACUGGCGUGCCUCAGUGAAUCAGAGAGACUUCUUCCCCUCUACCCCCAGGAUGAAUACCUGAAGGAUGUCUCCUGAAGGCUCUGGGGUGAAGUGGAAGGGAAUUCUACCACGUAGCACAAGAGCAGGGGCGCACUGACGUGCUCUCAUCUACCUCGGUAGCUGGGUGGAGAUAUUACCGUCAAAGAUAAAGUGAGGAGACGUUAAGGAAGAGUUACUAAACACUCUGCCUUGUAAAACUGACUAGAGAAAUUCCCUCAAUGUGACUAUUUCUAUACAGUGUUACUACAUCAAUAUAUCCUAUAGUAAAGCGAACAAACUGGCACAAAACUUAGGCUACAUUAGGAAAAUUCUAAAAUUUAUUCCUUCAUCCAUACGUGCAACAAAUAACUGUUUACUGAGUGAUGGUUCCAUGCCAGCGACUGGAGAGUUAAGGAUUCAACUCUGAUCAAACGCCACUGUAUACCUAACAUGGCAUUCCACAUUAUUGGAGCGAUGAAGGUGAGGCCCAUGUGGAGCUUGAAAUCUGCUAGGGGAUUCAGGCAAAUAAACAGGCACUGCAUUACUAAGUGAUGAGUACUAUGGUGUGACAAGAUCCUGUUGGAAGCAUUGUGCCUGGUCUUGGGGUGGUGGGAGCAUCAGGAGGUUAUGGAAGAAGUAAUGUGUAAGAUCUAAGGGCACGUUGUGAUAGCUAGAGCCAGACAAAGAUGGCUGAGAAAGGAGAGUCCAGGCAAAGGGAACAGCAUGUGCAAAUGCCCCAAGGUAAGAGGCCAUGAUACAUUCCAAGGACCUGUCAAGAGGACUGAUUCUUAUUGAUGGUGAUGUUGGGAAGUGGGGUGCUGUGUGCUGAGAGGUAUUAAGAGGUUAUGCUAGAGGUACAAAUGCAGGCCAGAUCAUGUAAGCCUUGUAUGCCAUGUUAAAGAGUUUGGAUUUUACCCUAAAGAAGAAUGAGAAUAAAGAGGAGGGAAAGGAGAAAAAAGCAGGAGGAAGAGAAGGAGAAGGAGAAGAAGAAAAAAGAGAAGCCAUUGAAAAUAUUUAAGCAGGGGAGUGAUAUGAUCCAGUCUGAACAUUCUGACUACUGUGUAGAGAAAGAAUUGAAGAAGGACAUGACAGAAAGUAUAUUUAUUAGGAAGCUAGUGUAGAAACACAGGUUAGAGAUGAUGUUGGCCCAUUUUAGGUAAGUGGUAAUGGAAAUGGAGAGAAAUGGACAGAUUUGAGAAAUAUUUAGAAGGUAGAUAUAAUAGAAUUUAGUGCAGAUUGAAAGCUUAGGGAAAAAAGGAUUCACUGAUGAUAUAGAUUAUUUGAUCUGGAAAAGAUGACACAUUGGGCUCAUUGAGAUGGAGUACACAGGAAGAGUGACCAGUCUGAAUACAGGACGAAGUUGAAAUGAUGAGUUCAGUAUUGAUUAUGUUGACCUGGGCUGUGCAGAUGUACAGUUGGCAGUUGGGUAUGUGUCAGGAGAAACAUACUUAGAAAUCAUCCACACAUCAAUGGCAACUGACACGGCUGAGAUGAUCCAGGGAGAGUGAGCAGAGGAAGAACAGAGCAGUUCCAAGAUAGGACUCUGAGGAAGUCCUGGAUGACUGUCUAAGUAUGACACAAAUGCAUAAUUUAUUAACUAUAUUAAUAAAGUAAAAACUUCAUUCCUGGGACACUACCCUAAACAAAAUGAAAAGAGAAACUGGGAAGAUCAUAUCUAAUUAUGAAAGAGGUUCAUUUCAUUAAUACAUAAGAAACUUUUGCCAAUCAAUGAGAAAAAGACUAACAAUCACAAAGAAAAAUGGGCAAAGGAUAUGAAUAGACAGUUCACAGAAAAGGAAAUGCAAAUGGAUUUUAAACAGGAAAAGAGUUUCAACCUUACUCAUAAGAGGAAUGCAAAAUAAAAUUAGAAAAUGCUAUUUAGAGCACUUCCUGCUCAAAAAUGUGAACACAGAGUUCGGAGGAUAUUUACAACAGACUCCCUCAUACAGAGUUGGUGGUAAAAUAUAUUUGUUCAAUUCUAUGGAGGCCAAUUGUGUACAUCAAUUAAAAUGAGAAUUAAAGAACAUAUCAUUUGUUCCAAUAACUCUACUUUGGGAGUUUGACCUUACCAAUGUAUUUGCCUUGUGAACAAACAUGUAUGUUCAAAAAUAUUUAUCUCAGCAUUACUUGCAUCAGCAAAAGAUUAAAGAUUUUUUAAACAGCAGUAUGUGACUGAUGAAAUAAAUUAUGGUUUUAUCCCUAUAAUGGAAUCUUACGCAAUUGCUAAAGAGAAUGAAGCAGUUCUAUCUGUUAUAGACCUGAAACCAUCUCUCAUACAUGCUAUUAAAUGAAAAAGCAAGGUACAUGAAAGUAUGUACUAAGGAGUCAUCCUUGAUUCUGGCCCAUCUUUGAUUCUGGCCUUUUCCUUACUAUGUCCACUCCUGAAAUGCUGCUCUUCAUCAUGCAGAUGCCGUCUUGGCUCAGAUACUGGCUUCUCAGAGAGGCCCUCGCUGGGCACCCUACAUGUCACCUGUCUGUCCUCUCUCACAUUAGCACACUUUAAAUUCUAAUCAUCUCUCAUUACUGAAAAUUCUCUGACUUUCUUUUAAAUGACUUUCUUUUAAAUUGUCUCUUCCUCCCAACAGAAUAUAAACUCUAUGAAAAUUGUCUACUUUACUCACAUGGUCUUCCCGGGGUCUAAACAGUGUCCAGCAUGUAGUAGCUGCUAAUUAGUAAACAGCAGUAAAUUGUUAAAGAAUAAGUGAAUAAAUAAAUGUUACGGUAUGAUAGCAUUUACAUAUAAAAACACACAGAGUAUCAUGUGUGUAUGAGCAUAUGUGUGUGCUUGUGUAUGUCCUAUAGUUUUACACCCUCACACACACACAUUUGUAAUCAAAUUAAGAGUCUGUGGAACUGGGUGACAGAGGUGGAGCAAACUUUUACUUUUUUUAAUACUUUCCUUAAACACAUAUAUGCAUUAUUUAUUCAAUAAAUGUUUUCAAAAAAAAAUAAAGGCUAGGCAGAGGAAAAGGAAUGCACAGAGGAGUUUUUGAAAAAGAGCAAAAAUCAAAAAAGUAGAAGAAAAUCCAAGAGAACAUGAUGUCACGGAAACCAAGGAAAGACCAUUUCAAGGAUGGAGUGACCAACAGUGCCAAAUGAUACUGCUAUUUCUAAAUAAUAUGAUGCUGGAGCCACAGAUGACUUUAGAGAUGUCUAAUCUGGCCCAAAGAGCACCAAGCUCACUCGUACAAACCUCAGCAAAGCAUGUGUAAAGGCCUGGCAGCCAAACUACACAGCCCACUUCCAGAAAGGCUGUCUAGCCAGAGAUCAUGCAAGGACUGCCCGACUCCAGCCAAUACUGAAGAAACAUGUAGAACCAACUCAAAUUGUGCCUAAUCACCUGCCGGAGUAAAAAGUAACACUGGCUUUCAUUUUAAAUGCUGAAAUCAUUAACACCGUUUUAAGACCUGUACCUGGGAUUUGUUUUACUCUGGUAUGGUAAGGUGGCAGACACAGAGACAACUGUCUUUGAAAGAAGAGUUUAUAGCAAGGGAAGGGGGCAGGCCACACCACGCAGGGCCCGUGGGGAAGCACCAGGUCACUCAGGAGGCAGAAGGAGAGAGGAGAGGGCAUGACCCUCAGACACUACUGUGGUUUCUGAGGAAGGAAUGGAUUAGGCAGUUUAGGAAAGCUGGAGGAAACUGAGGCUUGGAUAGUCUGAAUAAUUUUGGCAGGCUCUGGGCCAUAGGACUGGCCUCUAGCUGUCCAGUCUAGUUGACUUGGCCCUGAGGUGAUAACAGCAGGGAAGACGGUGGCUUGGUGCCUGGGAGUUAAAUAAAGGGGACUGGGAUGUGGGCUUUGGAUUGGUUGGUUUGCAUAGGAAAAUUGUAAUCAAAAGGAAGUUGGUUUGCAAUGUCUAGAAAUUAGCCAGCUCUGAGAGGGGCAGCCUAUCCCCUACCAGCAAGACCCCUAAGAUGUCAAAACAUCAUAAAGUAUGAAAAAUAUAAAAACAUGAUUAAUACAAACACAAACUCUACAAAUGAUACCUGAGACAGUGUGUGUGGAAUAAAUAUAAUCCUUCUCCUUGGGCUCCAGAUUCCAUCUUUACCCACCUUCUUGGAGAGCUCAUACAUUACUUACUGCUACAUCUCCCAUGCCUCGAACUCGAGCAUAUAAACAUCUUUCUGAUACGAAAAUUCCAAUUACUCUGAUUACAAGGUCCUUUUCCUUGAAGCGGCAAGUUCCAACUGGGGAGGUGAUGGCUAGAUUGCUAAGAGUUAGCAGUUCCCAGUCAGUGAAUACUUCCCCACCUGAGGUAGGUCAAGGGACAAGCUGGUUAGAAGAGGGCAGGGGGAGGGCUAGAAUACGGUCAUCCAGAAGAGAUGAAGAAAGGUGAAGUGAGAAUGGAAGAUGCUUAUGAAAUCUUUAAUGAAAUUUCCCUAUGUAUGAGAUAGUUGCCCACAUCUAAACUAAGGCCCACUUAACAGGCACAUGAAAAAAUUCCUUUAAAGACAUUCCACUGAUUUUAAUGCUAUUCAAACUAGUAGAGUAGGAUUUUAAAUAUAUGUUUGAUGGUGGUGAUAUUAAUCA
This is a messenger RNA of Orcinus orca (killer whale), 7624 nucleotides long. Its product is annotated as olfactory receptor 10AC1-like. The transcript is spliced from 2 exons. Lineage: Eukaryota; Metazoa; Chordata; Mammalia; Artiodactyla; Delphinidae. Gene Ontology annotation, cellular component: membrane. The record is from RefSeq and is a predicted model, not a curated record. Gene Ontology annotation, biological process: G protein-coupled receptor signaling pathway. Gene Ontology annotation, molecular function: olfactory receptor activity; G protein-coupled receptor activity. The coding region runs from base 963 to 1865 and encodes 300 amino acids.